AUGCCUAAUCUGUCUGCAGGACAGUCCCAACAAGUUUAUGCCAUGCUGAACACCAAUCAUGCUGAGCAGCACAAUCCUCAAGUCCAUGCCACCAAUUCCACCUCAGGUUUGUUUACACCUUCUACAUCCCUAGAUCGUUGGAUCAUUGAUAGUGGGGCCACGGAUCACAUCACGUCAUGCCCACAUUCUUUGACAAGCAACACAAACAAUUCCACCAUGGCGCCGGUGGUUCUACCUAGUGGAGAAAAGGCUCCCAUCAGUGUUGCCCCUCCAGAUGCCCAUCCUCCACUGUCAAACACAACCCUUGUCCUUCAUACCCCUCUCCAUGAUAACAUCUUAGCUCCGCUCCUUGAUGACCCUCAUGAUACUGCCACCCACUCAUUCGAUGAUCCUAGUCCCACCUUGCCUACUCCCACUUCAACCUCUCCACUAUCUUCAUCGCCUAAUGUCAUCACUGAUUCCCAACCCGACUCUUUAUCUGUACAGCUGCUUCCCCACUCUCAACGCCACAAGACUCCAUCUGUUUUUCUCAAAGAUUUUGUAUGCUCGCAAGUAACACUACCAUCCCCUGACCAUUUGUCGUCUCCGUCGCCAUAUCCCACCAAAGGGAACGAUAUUUCUGCUAUCAAUUCUCUUAAGCAGUUCCUCCAUACUCGUUUUCGUAUCAAGGAUCUUGGAGAUCUCAAGUUCUUUUUGGGGAUUGAGGUGUCCCGAUCAAAGAGAGGCAUUAGUAUUUCACAAAGAAAGUAUACACUCGAGAUUCUCAAGGAUGGAGGUGUUCUUGGUUCUCGACCCGUGAAUUUUCCCAUGGAGCAAAACCUCAAACUGUCAAAUACAGGAGAAUUGCUUCAUGAUCCAUCCAAGUACAAAAGGUUAGUCGGUCGUCUAAUUUACCUGACCAUCACGAGGCCUGACAUCACAUAUGUCGUACACGUGCUAAGCAGGUUCAUGCACGAACCUCGUAAGCCUCAUAUGGAGACUGCACUUCGAAUCCUGAAAUACCUCAAGAAUACUCCCAGGCAAGGACUGUUUUUUUCAGCUCAAAGUGACUUAAAGUUGAGUGCUUAUUGUGACUCAGAUUGGGCAGGUUGCCCAACCACUCGUAGGUCCACAACUAGGUAUUGUGUGUUUUUGGGAAGCUCAUUGAUUUCUUGGAGAACGAGGAGACAUAAAACCGUAUCUCUUUCUUCCGCAGAAGCCGAAUACAGAGCCAUGGCCAGAGCAUGCUGCGAGCUCUCUUGGCUACGAAGUCUCUUGUGA
Molecule: messenger RNA, 1260 nt
Organism: Prunus armeniaca (apricot)
Lineage: Eukaryota; Viridiplantae; Streptophyta; Magnoliopsida; Rosales; Rosaceae
Source: the annotation of a GenBank genome assembly